Messenger RNA from Dermacentor albipictus, 441 nucleotides. Its product is annotated as tigger transposable element-derived protein 6-like. Lineage: Eukaryota; Metazoa; Arthropoda; Arachnida; Ixodida; Ixodidae. Gene Ontology annotation, molecular function: DNA binding. Gene Ontology annotation, cellular component: nucleus. The record is from RefSeq and is a predicted model, not a curated record.
AUGAUCCGAAAGAAGCUCAAGGUGCUGAUGUUGCUUGACAACUGCAGUGCGCAUCACGUCAACGCACACUUGAAAGCUGUGGAGGUUUUGUUCCUGCCCCCAAACACUACCACCAAGCUGCAGCCCAUGGACAAGGGGGUUAUUGCCAACUUUAAGGUCCACUACCGGCGCCGAGUGAUCGAGCACCUCCUGAUUGAUGUUCACACUGCCGACAACGUGGCCGGCAUGAAGGUGCCUUUGGUAAAGGCGAUUUUCUUCGCAAGCGGAGCCUGCAGGGAUGUGAAGCGCCUGACCUUGUGCCUGGGUCUAAGCCACAUGGACUUCGUUUUCGCCUACGAAGACCUUGUUGCCACCGAGGACUUCACGACUGAAGAAGUUGCCGGGAGUGUCAUGGAAAAGACUGGUGGACAGCGCCUCCGACAGCGAAUGCGACGAUGCUAG